Molecule: messenger RNA, 898 nt
Organism: Closterium sp. NIES-67
Lineage: Eukaryota; Viridiplantae; Streptophyta; Zygnematophyceae; Desmidiales; Closteriaceae
Source: the annotation of a GenBank genome assembly
UCCAGUCCACUGUCCCUUGGCUAAUGUCCGGCUAAGAUCCGUCACAUAAUUACGUUCUACCUCUCAUACCGGCGCCUAAUGACCGCCUUCGUCGGUGCAUCGGCGAACCCCUCUUACAAGAGCUACUCUUACAAUAGACAUUCUUGCAAGAGCCACUCCUACAAGAGCUAUUCGCCUCUUAUUCUCGUUGGUAGUCGUUAAGCGGCGCCCCAUAACCAGGCAUCUGGACUCAUAAGCCCGCCGUCGACUCGACUCGAGGCAGUCCCCUAACUACUGGGUACUGCCUACCACUACCGCGCGUCGAAAAACGGCCAGGCACCUCCGAAUCCGCUCGGCAUCUCCGAGUGUUGUGCGCGCGCGCGGCGGCCCCCAUGGUGUACGUGGACUCGUGGGACGAGUUUGCGGAGAAGGCGGAGGUUCUCUUCCGCGCCGACCCCGCCAAGUUCCGCUAUGUGAGCAAGUACCGCCACUGCGACGGCAAGCUCGUGCUCAAAGCCACAGACGACACAGUGUGCAUCAAGUUCCGCACGGACCAGGCGCAGGACGCCAAGAAGAUGGAGCGCCUCAACAACCUGCUCUUCACCCUCAUGGCGCGCGGCCCCGAUGCCGUGGUGGAGUCGCUCUCCCUGGACCCGCAACAACUGCCCACCCACCAGCAGCAGCAGCAGCACCAGCAGCAGCAGCAGGCACGGAGAGGGAGGGGAAGGCGGCAAUAGCCACAUCACUGCGAUACCGCAGACACAACCUUCAAGGGGGACAGAAGCAGAGCUUUUUGAACUUGGGGCUUUCAUUGUACCAUAGCACGGAACUCUGCAUUCUACGUUGACUGGAAUAAUGAUGAACUAUCAAUGUGAGUAUUUUGCCAAGACUUGUUGCAACUCCGGCCCUCAACGAAUCU